UUGCCAUCAUAACAAACACAAAGUGAUACCGUUCUCUUUACAAAGAAUCGUUCUAUUUAUCCUUUUUUUGCCAUCGCGAAUUGAUUUAAGGCGACAAUUGGAUUUGUGUUAAGUCAAUUAUACGAGUUACAACGUCGAGGUGAUUGCGGUCGAUUUCUGUGGAUAUUUUCGUAACAAUCAAAGUGCUAUGCAAAUAUGUAAAUAGGACAAGAUAAUCUAGGUGUUUUGUGCGUGUAUAUUUAUAAUAGAAGAGUGGGUUUCUUGGGUUUGAAGUGCGCCCCAUUUUCGUGUAUUCAGCUCGGACGGCACAUGUUUUGCUGCUCCCGUUUAACGAGACUUGGGGAGAGGAUGGUCAGUAUGAACUCAACCCUCGUCGAAACCGUGAGCAUCAAUUAUGAAGAUUUUAACGAGAGUUUUCUCACAUGCGGCACCUGCUUAUAUCGCUUAUGGAUUGGUGGUAUGUACGAUGGUAACGAACACACGCCAAAACUCCUCCAGUGUUCGCACACCGUUUGCUUACACUGUUUGACUCGAAUAGCGGCGAACCACACUCGCGAUACCAACUCCUUCCGCUGCCCAAUAUGCCGGGAGCUGAUCAACGUGCCAAGAGGAGGAGUCUCGGCUCUGCCACCGUCGUUCAUAGUAAACCAACUCCUCGACCUGAUGUCGCGACAACGGCGCGAGGUGAUACCGAAGUGUUCCGUUCACAUCAACCAGGAGUUACUCUUUUGCGAAACGUGCGACACUGUCUUUUGCACCAGGUGCACUGACGGCUCACAUAACGACGCAACCGCCAGUUGCGAACAUACCAUCAUACCAUUUAGUAUCGCCAUCAAAAGGAUGUCAGAAAUAUUACUUUAUAAAGCCAAUGAAUGUAUAUCAAAGUUGUCGCAGGCUCAAGAAGGUGUAACGCGAGAGUUACAGCGGUUGGACGCUGCUAAAGAGAAUUGUUUAGACCAGGUUAAUGCUACAUUCCAGGAAAUACAAACGAUGUUGGAUAAAAGGAAACAGGAAAUGAUCGAUGCCGUUCAAACUGCAGCCGGUGAAAAACGAAAAGUUUUAGAGGAACAACACGCGCUUAUUGAAUGCGAAAAAAAUAAAGUAGAACAAGAAUGCCAAGGACUUCAAUACCAAGUGGAAGUACGCAACAUAACACAACGCAUCGAAAGUUUAACCGAAAAAUUGGAUGCCGCUUCAAGUUUAGGAGAACCCCGCGAGAAUGCAUUUUUAACCUGCGAAUUUCAUCACAACGAUAGCAUAAAAUCAAUCGAAAAAUACAUGGCACAAUUAGGAAAAGUCAGAAGUAGCACAACAUUUCCUAGUUUGUGUUCCGCUAAAUUAAUCGGAACUACUAUUGCCGGAAUUGAAAGCGAGGUAACGAUGACUACGUUGGAUUAUCAUGGUGAACUUCGAAAAUCCGGCGGAGAUCCCGUCCAAGCGGAAGUCCUACCGGUCACCACGGAUAACGUCACGACGUCAUUACCUGUUACAAUAACCGAUUGCGAGGAUGGAACGUACAAAAUACAUUUUCGCGCACCGAAAUCGGGACGAUAUGGAAUUACGAUUUCAGUUUUCGAUAGAUUAAUCAAAGAUAUGCCGCUUUAUUUUGAUGUCACGGAACAUAAUAAUCCGUUACAAAUUUAUGGAUCGAGGGGUUGUGGAAAAGACGAAUUCAUGCAACCCGUUGGCAUUGCUAUUGAUGAACGUGAUCAAAUUAUUUACGUCUUAGAUACGGGGAAUUCUAGAAUUAAGGUGUUAAAUUCGGAAUUGGAAUUUAUUAAUCAUGUUUAUAAUGAAGGGUUAGGAGGAAGAAGUUGCACAGGAAUUGCUGUAUCAAAUGAUGGCUUAGUAGUUGUUAAUUGGAGAUCUAAAUAUGUAACCGAAAUGGAUACUUCAGGAACUACAUUAAAAUCGUUUACAUACAACGCGUUUCAAGAACCUAUAGAUGUUGCAGUUGAUAACAGUUAUGGCCAUAUUUUAGUGGCUGAUAAUGGAAUGAGUUGCGUCUAUGUUUUUGAUUCGGAUGGAAAAAUAUUAUUUCAAGUGGGAAAAAAGGGAACGUUUAAAUUAAUUUCAGCAGUAACCGUUAGUUUAACGGGAGAAAUUAUUGUGGCUGAUACGAGAGUUCAAAUUUUUUCAGCCAAAGGAGAUUACGUUGAGACUUUAUAUGAUGAAGGAAAAAGUAAUAAUUUGUUAUUAUUAGAAUUUUUUCAGGUUCCACUAUUCGUAGAGAUUUGA
Messenger RNA from Onthophagus taurus, 2238 nucleotides. The record is from RefSeq and is a predicted model, not a curated record. Lineage: Eukaryota; Metazoa; Arthropoda; Insecta; Coleoptera; Scarabaeidae.